Anoplophora glabripennis (Asian longhorned beetle) is the source of this 709-nucleotide messenger RNA. Its product is annotated as protein mago nashi. Gene Ontology annotation, biological process: RNA splicing. The transcript has a single exon. The record is from RefSeq and is a predicted model, not a curated record. NCBI's taxonomy places the organism in Eukaryota, Metazoa, Arthropoda, Insecta, Coleoptera, Cerambycidae. The coding region runs from base 192 to 632 and encodes 146 amino acids. Gene Ontology annotation, cellular component: nucleus; catalytic step 2 spliceosome; exon-exon junction complex.
CAUUUGACAGUAAUUUGUUGAAUGUUUGACAAUAAUUUUAUAUUUAUUUCUGACUAACGGGAUUAAUAGAAUGUGUGGCAAGUUAUAAAGCUAACAGUUUGGAAAUUAUUUUAGCCAUUUCUGUGACAUGUCAUAAAUUGUAAAACUGAAUAUAGUAUAUCAUCAGUUUUUAUUCAAGAAGCGGCUUAAGCAUGUGCGCCGAUUUUUACAUACGUUACUACGUGGGCCAUAAAGGAAAGUUUGGCCACGAAUUUUUGGAAUUCGAAUUCCGACCAGACGGCAAGUUGCGAUAUGCUAACAAUUCAAAUUACAAGAAUGACACGAUGAUCAGGAAGGAAGUGUACGUCCACCAGUGUGUCAUGGAGGAACUGAAGCGUAUCAUUAUAGAUUCCGAAAUAAUGCAAGAGGACGACUCGCUGUGGCCGCCUCCUGACCGUAUCGGGAGGCAGGAGUUGGAGAUCGUAAUCAAGGACGAACAUAUAUCGUUCACCACCUCGAAAACAGGUUCCCUGGUAGACGUUAGCCAGUCCAAAGAUCCUGAAGGUUUGAGAUGUUUCUACUACCUCGUUCAAGAUUUAAAGUGUUUGGUGUUUUCUCUAAUCGGACUACAUUUUAAAAUUAAGCCUAUAUAAUCUAUGUAUGUAAUUAUUGUAUUAAUUAUAUUUUGUACUACUUAAUAAAUAAUAAAACUCCAUUUAUGUAUUAAUAU